This is a messenger RNA of Penicillium lagena, 4365 nucleotides long. RefSeq names its product putative cell polarity protein (Tea1). The record is from RefSeq and is a predicted model, not a curated record. Lineage: Eukaryota; Fungi; Ascomycota; Eurotiomycetes; Eurotiales; Aspergillaceae. Gene Ontology annotation, molecular function: protein binding. The transcript has 5 exons. Bases 1 to 4365 code for a protein of 1454 amino acids. Gene Ontology annotation, biological process: regulation of cell shape.
AUGGCCUUUUUGUUUAAAUCGAAGAAGAAUCCGGCAGGCCAGCCGCUUCCCACGGCCACGCGAAACAUUCACACCUCCGAAGGAGCUCCGUCGACCGGGAGUUCCAUGGCCAACGGUGUCAAGGGGGAGGGCCCGCUGUCCCAAACCCCAACGCCCAGCAGCAGUUUUAACAACUCGCUGAAUUCGGCCUCGGCCACCAGCCCGACAAGUCCUGAUGGCGUGCGACGACAGAGAGCCGAAUCGGAUUCACAGGUUCAACGACCUCCACAAUCCACGAAUGGCGCUUCUCCUUCUAGCCCCGGCUCAUCCCUCUACCCGUGGUCCCAAAGACGCCUCAAUUUCUCCUCGGCUCAAGCAAAUCCUUUUCCGCGGUAUGGCGCAGCCAUCAACUCGGUUGCGUCGAAGGAAGGGGACAUCUACAUGAUGGGCGGUCUCAUCGAUGGAUCGACGGUGAAGGGAGAUCUGUGGAUGAUCGAGAGCAGCGGUGGUAGUCUAUCUUGCUUCCAGGUUGCCACGGUUUCCGAAGGCCCGGGACCUCGCGUCGGCCACUCGAGUUUGCUCGUCGGGAACGCUUUCAUCGUGUUCGGUGGCGACACGAAAAUCGACGAGAAUGAUAACUUGGACGACACGCUGUAUCUGCUGAAUACCUCCUCUCGCCAGUGGUCCCGUGCUAUCCCUCCGGGACCUCGACCCUCCGGACGAUAUGGCCACACAUUGAGCAUCCUGGGCUCUAGGCUCUAUGUGUUCGGUGGUCAGAACCCGUCGAACAAAUGGGAGUUCCUUAUCCAGAACAGCCAUGAAGGCGGUCCUCCCGUUGGUCAAAUCCCUCCUGCUCGCACCAACCACACAAUGGUGAGCUACCAGGACAAAUUAUAUCUGUUCGGUGGAACGAACGGUGUGCAAUGGUUCAAUGAUGUAUGGGCCUUCGAUCCCCGUUCUAAUACCUGGUCUGAGAUGGAUUGCGUGGGAUUCAUUCCGACGCCCAGAGAAGGUCAUGCGUCUGCAUUGGUCAACGAUGUGAUGUACGUGUUUGGCGGUCGGACCGAUGAGGGAAUGGACCUGGGCGAUCUGUCUGCUUUCCGUAUCAGCACCCGGAGGUGGUACUCCUUCCAGAACAUGGGUCCUGCGCCGUCCCCUCGCUCUGGUCACAGCAUGACCGCCUUUGGGAAGCAAAUAAUCGUCCUUGCCGGUGAACCUAGUUCCGCCCCGAGAGAUCCUGCCGAGCUCAGCAUGACGUACAUCCUCGACACUUCUAAAAUUAGGUAUCCCAAUGAUACCCAGGCAUCUGCUCCCGGCACUCGGAAAGUAAGUAUCGAAAAGCAAGGUCCUCUGUCUGGGCGUACCUCUCAGCAAGCCCAGAAUGCCUCCUCAGGGCUGCCGCCACGCGGACCAUCUCGCGAAAGUUCGAGCCCAGCCGCCAUCUCUGGCAGACCUGGGGAAUAUGGAACGAACCCCAUGGGUCCUGGAUCUCGACUCCCGCGUGCAUCAAUCGCACAGGCUCCGUCCGGGCCACCACCACCUGGUCAAGCUCCCUCGCCGGGACCUCGAGGCAACGGACCCCAAGGGAGCUUGAAUUCUCGAAGCAAGACUCCUACGAAAACGACCGAUGUCCGUGUUACCGAAAGAGCAGAGUCACCGGUCGCAAAGGAUGCGCCACAGGAUAUGUCAGACCCUCCGUCAGCUGGUCGCCGCACCCCGACCCAGGCACAGCAGAAGAUAACUGCGAAGGCAAUGGAAGUAGGCGAGGCAGCCCCGAUGAUCAGUGCUCCCGGCCGACAGCGUUCUCUGCGCUCACAACGUGCACGUGGUUCCGUCGACAGUAAUGAAGAGUCCGUUCUUGGCCGACAUGCAAGCAUCGACGGUUCCGUUCGGAGUCACCGCGGUUCGAAGAGUCUUGGUGAAGAACCUCACUCUCCUAGGUUGACACCCCACCAGGAAGCUUUGUUCAAGGAGCUCGAAUCCACCAAGGCUCGAAAUGCUUGGUACGCAUCCGAGCUAGCUCUGGCAAAGAAGGCAGGCUAUGUUCCAAAUACCUCAACCAGCCCUGCCUUGGAGGAGCGCGUUGGUGACGCUCUAAACGACGACGACCGUCCCUUGAUCGAGGCUUUCCUUGCCAUGAGGGCCGAGCUGGCCAAAAUGCAAGCCACUGUGGACCGACAGGCGGCUAUCGCCUCGAAGCGGGUCGCAGAAGUUGAGCACCAGCGCGACGCAGCAGUCAAUGAGGCGGUCUAUGCCCGUGCCAAGCUUGCUGCCCACGGUGGCAGUCAGCGAGGCACUCCUCAGCCAGAUGGCUCCCGCGACGGAGACAGUACAUCCGAACGCUCCACUGACAUGGGCCGUCGCCUUGCACUGGCCUUGGCCGCUCAGUCAGAACUCAAAGGGAGACUAGAUGUCCUGACAACUGAGCUCAGGCAAGAAAAACAGGCGAAGGAUCUGGCAGAAGAAACGAACGAAGCUACUCGGAAACGCCUGGCCGAGCUCGAAAUGCAGACCAAUACUUUGGAAGUGGAGAGUCUUCGGGCCGAGCUUCACCAAUCGCAGGCUUCAGCCAGAGGGGAGGCUUUGUUGCGCGCAGAGGCCGAGGCGUCUCUCAAGCAACUCCUUCUUGACAAGGAGGAGCUGUCGAAGCAUGUCGAGGACUCGUCAGCCCGGCUCAAGGAUUUCGGUUCGAACUUCGGCAGUUUGCGAGAAGCUGUGGCUGCUUCUGCUGCCAAGACCGCGCUUGUCGAAAAGCAGUUGCAGGAGGAGCGAGAACGCAGGGAGGGCUUGGAACGGAAGCUCUUGCAGCUCCGUUCCGAGCAUGAGGAACGAACCACCGAACUGGAAAACACCACUCGCCGCCUGAGAGAUGCAGAGGAGCUGGCCGAUAUCCACGCGAAGGAGGCAGAGACGCACAAGCUUGCAUUUGUGUCUGGUCUGGAACGUGCAUCGUCCACCGACUUAGACGGCUCGAUCCGCUCGCGUGCUGAUGAGCGGGUUGCUGCCUUGGAGGCUCAAGUUGAACGGUCUAGUGCUCUGGCCAAAGCCAACCAGAGCGCGGCCGAUGCAGCCGCAGAGAAAUUGCGGCGCGCAGAGGAGCGAAUUGCUGGUCUUGAAACGUUCCAAGAGCAGGCUAGCCGAGAGGGUCUGCAACUCCGCAGGCAACUUCAGGCUGCCAUGAAAGAAAGCCAGGCUGCCUCCGCGGAGAGCCGGGACCUGAAGUCUCAGCUCGAAACUCAGGUGCGCGAAGCUGCAGCUCUUUCUAUUCAACAUGCUGCUCUGAAGGAUCUCCUCGGAGAGCGUGGAAUCAGUUCGGACAGCAGACGGUCUCCCCGGCUCGAUUCUCCAGGCUCACGCUUUGGCACUCCGGAGCAAAGUCGGUUGAAGGAGCUGGAGCAGCAGCUGUCGGCUAGCAUCAAGGCGCACGAUGAUCUGAAGGUCACUUUUGAAACCCGUGAGCAGGAAGCUGACCGAACAUUCAAAGAGAAGCUUGAACAGCUUGAGAACGAUUACCAGUCAGCUGUUCACUACGUCAAAGGCACCGAAAAGAUGCUCAAGCGUAUGAAGGAUGAGCUUUCCCGGUAUAAGACCCAAAAUGCCAAACUCCAAUCUGAGUUGGAGGGCGCCCACAAGAACCUGGAGGAGCGCUCCGCCAGCCAAGCGUCUUCGGCAUCUGCGGAGUGGGAACUUGAGCGCUCGAAGCUGCAGCAGUCGAUUUCAGAUCUCCAGAACAAUACUUCGUCAUCCAUUACUGGGUUGGAGAAUCAAAUUAAACAGUUGAAGGAGGAGCUUGCUGCCGCCGAUGUGUUAAGGGAAAGGUCGCAGGCUGACCACGAACGCGUCAAGCAGCAAUUACUUGCUGCCGCCGAGCAGAGCCGCACGGAACUGGAGCAGAUCAAGCACGAAAACAGUAUGCUCGAGGGCCGUGCCACGGACGCUGAACAAAAGGUGAACAUGCUCUUGGAGCAGGUUGAAACCUCUGUGACCCAUUAUCGCCGACAGUCUCAGCACGGGGGUCUCAAUGGCCUCUCACGCAGCCACAGCAAUGCGUCCAGCAUGACCGGUGGUGGCCGGGCACGAGCUGACAGCAACAUCUCGCAAGACGACUCCUUCCUCCCUGAUAACCGGGGCUCCAUGGCGCUGGACUCCCUCGCCAACGAGUUGGAUGCCCUACGCAGCCACUGGGAGAGCACCAACCGCAACUACCGCCUGAGCACCCAGCUGGAUAUGGACCGCACCCCGACCAAGGAGGACAGUAACGGGCCAGCGAUGAUGAGCGAGAACCUCACUGAAUGGCGGAGGAGAUUGGAUGAGGAGGAACGGGCCGGCAAGUCCACCAAGGUGAACAAUAAUGGGACCCCAGACAACUCGUCAAGCGUUGCCUGA